Messenger RNA from Caenorhabditis bovis, 1221 nucleotides. NCBI's taxonomy places the organism in Eukaryota, Metazoa, Nematoda, Chromadorea, Rhabditida, Rhabditidae. The record is from the annotation of a GenBank genome assembly.
AUGGCGCCCAACUGUCCCACUCAAGCCGAAAUUGAAGAUAUGAACGAUUCAGCGAUUGAGCAGGUUCGAAUGCAAGUCCGCGAUGUGAUCGAUCCUCGCUACGACACCAAAUUCAACAUUCUUCGCUGGCUACAAUCCAAUGAUUUCAGUAUUCCAAAAACGGUUUACAUGUUGCGGAAACACCUUAAAUGGAGAAAAGAGCGACGACUCGAUGAGCCGGAAAGCCAAUCUCUGCUACAAAGAAGCGAGGUUCGCGCGAAAUACGCGCCGGUUAACAUCAUUGGGCCGCAUCGGAAAGACGGAGACCGACUGAUUGUUGUGGACCAGGCCGGACGGAUUGAUAUUGGAGGAGUUAUGAAGGCGGUCCAACCGACAGAAUACCUACAUGAGAUGUACAGACUAUUCGAAAAUGUUCAGCGAAUUCUUAUGAAGAUGGAAGAGGAGACUGGCAAACAGUGUUAUAUGCAUUAUAUAUUUGAUCUCGAUGGACUCCAUUUCGACCCGAGCCUUUUGGGUGUUGUCAAUGGUCCGUUCAGGGUGUCAUGGCAGCUUGUUGGCCAACAUUAUCGCGAAUUUAUCGAUAAGUUUAUUGUCGUCAAUUCUCCGAGUUUUAUCAAUGUUUUAUGGUCAGCUCUUGCUCCAUUCAUUCCCGAACAGUCAAAGAGAAGAAUAGUGUUUGCUGGUGCAAAUUGGAAAAGCGAAUUGGCCGAAAUUUGUGAUAUAGACUAUUUGCCGGAAAAAUACGGAGGCAAAUUAUGCAACAAUAAGUAUAUUGACGAAGUUCUACCGGUACCUCGCGAUUUAUACUGGAAACCACGUGCUGGAUACCCGCAUAUCGACACUCUUCAUCGAAUCUCAAUUCCAGCAUCAAAACAUCGGAUUCUUGUUUACAAAAUCGACAAACCGAAUACUGAACUGUUGAUGUAUUCGCAUAAUGAGAGUGAUAUCACGAUAACGUUGUAUUAUUCGAAGGAAAUGAAUGUGGACGAGAGUAAUAUGGAGCUCGCAGUGGCCGCAAUUCCGAAAUGUGGACUUCCGUCGAUGGAUUUGUUCGAUUAUACUUGCGAAGAGGCCGGCUACUACCAUAUAAAACUGGCAAAUGAGGCUGCUUGGUUGAUGCCGACGACUUAUAGAUUGUUGAUAAUUAACAAAGAAAAUAGGAAAGAAGUCGAGCAUUUGAACAAAUCGGAGAAAUGGAUUAAGAAGGGAAAACGAUGCUGA